Molecule: messenger RNA, 1968 nt
Organism: Phodopus roborovskii (desert hamster)
Lineage: Eukaryota; Metazoa; Chordata; Mammalia; Rodentia; Cricetidae
Gene: Ctcfl
Product: CCCTC-binding factor like
Exons: 11
Coding region: 1-1968 (655 amino acids)
Biological process (GO): regulation of transcription by RNA polymerase II
Cellular component (GO): nucleus
Molecular function (GO): sequence-specific DNA binding; DNA-binding transcription factor activity, RNA polymerase II-specific
Source: RefSeq, a predicted model, not a curated record
AUGGCUGCUGCUGAGGUCCCUGUCCCUUCUGAGCAUUUCACCCAAAUCAAAGAGCAGAAAUGGAAGCCUGGAGAGGAAGAGGAAAAGGAGGAGGGUGGGGUACAAAGAAUGGAAGCCCAGGAGGGCGCUGUGGAGGCGGAGGCCGCGCCCUGCCAGCUUCUGGAUGCAGUGGGACUCCAGAAAGACCAGCCUGAGCUGCCUCUGUGGGUCCCAGCAGAGAGCGAUAGACGGAUCCUGACCCUGCAGACCGUGCACUUGGCCCCCCAGGAAGUGCACCUGCAGGGGCUGGGGUGGCUGAGCGUGCCACACUCCGAGGAGUUCCCAGUGAUGCUACCACAGGAGGAAACCUUCCUGCCAUUGCCAUCCGUGCUGUGGCUUGAACAAGAGCCCCAGCCCGGCCUCCAGCACUGUGUGACCAUCAGCAUCCCGGAAGAGCUGUACCAGCCUGAGGAGCUGGAGCUGAUGCAUUUUCACCUGCUGCAGGACAGUGUGCCCGCCGCCGAGGUGGGCCAAGAGUUAACACCCAACCUGGGUGAAAGCGCAGCCCCGAGGAAGUUUGAAGACCAACUGUCACCAGGGGGAGAGCCGGAUACGGAAGGAGAAGAGAGGCUCCUUUUUGUGGAGAUGACUCCAAACAGUGAAGGAAAAGAUGCGAUUCUUCUGACCAUUUCCCAUCUGAGACUGGAAGAGCAGCAAGACCAGGCGUUGCCUCAGCAGAGCAGUGCACCCAACGCCGAGACCACAACACCUCCCAGGGGGGCCAAGGGAAAAACCAGAACCUUCCAGUGCGAUGCCUGUCCGUUCACUUCUUCCAAAUUCUCAACUUUCACCCGUCACGUGAAAAUUCACAGCGACGAGAGACCUCACCUGUGCCACCUGUGUCUGAAGGCUUUCCGCACAGUCACGCUCCUUCGGAACCACGUCAACACGCACACAGGAACCAGGCCCCACAAGUGCGGGGACUGUGACAUGGCAUUUGUCACCAGCGGAGAGCUGGUCCGGCACAGGCGUUACAAACACACGCAUGAGAAGCCCUUCAAGUGUUCCAUCUGCAAGUAUGCCAGCGUGGAGGCAAGCAAGCUCAAGCGCCACAUCCGCUCACACACGGGUGAGCGUCCCUUCCAGUGCUGCCAAUGCACUUACGCCAGCAAGGACACCUACAAGCUGAAGCGCCACAUGCGGACCCACUCAGGUGAGAAGCCUUAUGAAUGCCCCACCUGCCAUGCCCGGUUCACCCAGAGUGGCACCAUGAAAAUCCACGUGGCACAGAAACAUGGCGAGAAUGUGCCCAAGCACGAGUGUCCCCACUGCGCUACCACCAUUGCAAGGAAGAGCGACCUGCGUGUCCAUCUGCGCAACCUGCACAGCCAUAGCCCCGAGGAGAUCAAGUGCCGAUACUGUCCUGCCGGCUUCCAUGAGCGCUAUGCCCUCAUCCAGCACCAGAGAACCCAUAAGAAUGAGAAGAAGUUCAAGUGCAAACAGUGUGAUUAUGCGUGCAAGCAGGAGCGCUGCUUGAAGGCGCACCUGCGCACGCACACAGGGGAGAAGCCAUUCCUCUGCCUGGACUGCAGCAAACACUUCCGGCAGAAGCAGCUGCUUACUGUGCACCUGAGGAAGUACCAUGACCCGAGCUUUGUCCCGGACGUGCACCUAUGCCUCAAGUGUGGCAAAGGCUUUUCUCGCUGGAGUAACCUGCAGAGACAUAGGAAGAAGUGUGACUCAGAGCAGGAGAAGGUGGCCACCUCCAAAAAUGGAAGACCGGUACAGACAAGGCAGGCCACGGAGGAAGGACCCGGAUGGGACAAUGAUGUUGCUACCCAGGCACAGGAUACCACGAAGGAGGCACAGUGCCCUGGGGAGCUGGCUCUGGGCCACCACGGUGGUGGCGGCAGCGAAAGUGCAGCCGGGAGCGAGAACCUGGAUGAAGGCCUGACCUGCGAGAUGAUCUUUAACAUGAUGGAUAAGUGA